Molecule: messenger RNA, 3643 nt
Organism: Heterotrigona itama
Lineage: Eukaryota; Metazoa; Arthropoda; Insecta; Hymenoptera; Apidae
Source: the annotation of a GenBank genome assembly
AAAAGCCAGGAUAUUUAUAGAGAAACGGAAACAUGUAUAGUAUACAAUACAUACUUUAAGAUCAUCAAUGACUCUAUUUUUCUAAAGAAAUUAUAAAUAUAUUUAUAAAAAUAUAUCUUAUUCGUUUGUUAUCUCAACUAGAAAUUUCUUGAAAAUAAUAGAAUAUCGACUAUGGUGGCAAUACUGUGAUAACUAAACGUAGAUUGCCAUGAAGUUAUCUAUGUAAUAUUUAUAAUAUUUUGUUAUUUUAUGGGAAUAAAUAAUAUCGCUUGAAAUAACAUUGCCUCGGUUAUAAUUUCUUUUUGAGACUUUUUUGCUUACAUUUCCUCGUUUAAUUAGGAAUUUAAAACGGAAUCAACUUGAACGUAUGUUAACGAUGUAAAUGAAUAUUUAUAUUGAAAUACUAUAUGUACAUUUUACACUUUAUUAUUGUCCUAUGGUAAUUUAUGACUGCCUAAAUUAUCUGAAUGUGUUUGUAUAUAUUUUGUACAUAUAUAUAAAUAUAUAUACAAAAGAUGUAAUGUAGUAGAUAUAAUAUUAUAUAUAAUACCGAAUAUACGAGUGAAACAUGUUCCUUGUGUCUUACAAAAGAUUACCCGCUACAUUGGGUUAUGAAAGUUAUAAAAUUCUACGAAACUCAAAGGAUUCAUAAAAGACAUAAAUUAGAAUAAUAAGAAAUGGUUAUGACAAAGAAUCAUUCAAUAAGUCGAUCCUCUAGUUGUUUACGAAAAUAUCGAAUAUUAUUUUUAUUUGGUAUUACUGUACUAUGCGUACAAAUUUAUUUAGCUCAUAUAUUUUUCGGUCUGGAGAUCCGAAGUCGAAGAUUUAGUCGGUUGUCUUCAGGAGAAGAAUCUCAGCUUACAGAAGAUGAAGAUUUACCAAAAGGUUUACGUCAAUUGAAGCUUCCACCUGACAAAACUAGUAAUUCAAAUAAAAUUUUACAAUUUCAGCGAAACCGUACUACUAGAAUAAAACUAGAUCGUAAAUCAUUAAAUUUUACACCAUCUUGUGAAUUUACUGGCAGAGAAGCAGUGAGUGCUGUAACACGUGCACAAAGUCAAGUAUGCAAACAACGCAUUGUCAAUGUGACGUGCCUUAAUCAACAGGGAUUAUUAUAUCCAGAAAGAAUACAGUCUCUAUGCCCUCAUUCUCCAGGAUUUAUAGACAAACCAGUCAGCUUAGGGUGUUUUAAAGAUGAUAAAACAUUAAGAAUUCUUUCUGGCUAUUAUCAUGUUUUUAAAGGGAACAAUUCACCAGAACGUUGUGCUUUCUUAUGUCUCCAAUCAGGAUAUUUGUAUGCUGGUACCGAAUACUCUGUCGAAUGCUUUUGUGGAAUGGAGAAACCAUCUCAGCUUAAACGAUUACCAGAUUCUAGCUGUAACAUGAAGUGUUCUGGUAAUCCAAAAUAUUCUUGUGGUGGAUAUUUAACGAUUAAUGUGUUUUGGACUGGAAUUCAGAAAUUUAAAGCACAAGAAGCUCGAAAUACGAGCAUAGAUGGUGAAAAUGAAAAGCCUGUUCGGAUAGCAUAUCUAUUAACAGUAAAUGGCAGAGCCAGUCGACAAGUAAAACGACUUAUCAAUAUUCUUUACCAUCCUUCACAUUUAUUUUAUAUUCAUGUUGAUGCGCGACAAGAUUAUCUUUAUCGAGAAAUGUUAGAAGUGGAAAAGUCUUGCAAAACUAAUAAUAUUAAGGUGGCAAGAGGAGAAAAUUUAAGACAUGCAAGUAUUUGGGGAGGUGCAAGUCUUUUAACAACUCUUUUAAAAUCUGCACAGCAAAUGCUUGCACACCAUCAUCAUUGGGAUUUUCUUGUAAAUCUGUCAGAAUCUGAUUUUCCUAUAAAAAAUAAUGUGCAAUUAACUCAAUUCCUUAGCUUGAAUAAAGGUAUGAAUUUUGUAAAAUCUCAUGGAAGAGAAGUUCAACGUUUCAUCACCAAACAAGGUUUGGACAAAACUUUUGUGGAAUGCGAAACUCGCAUGUGGAGAAUAGGCGAUCGUAAAUUACCAGAUGGUAUUCAAAUAGAUGGUGGUAGUGACUGGGUAGCUUUAAGCCGAGAUUUUGUAGAAUAUGUUGCUAAUCCAAAUCCAGAUACAUUAGUAACUGAUCUCUUAAAAGUAUUUAAAUAUACUUUAUUGCCUGCCGAAUCAUUUUUUCAUACAGUUUUACGUAACUCAAAAUUUUGCAAUACUUAUAUAGAUAAUAAUCUACAUGUUACUAAUUGGAAGAGGAAAUUAGGAUGUAAAUGUCAGUAUAAAGCUGUGGUUGAUUGGUGUGGAUGCAGCCCAAAUGAUUUUAAACUUGAAGACUUUAGUAGAAUUCGUAAUACAAUAGAUCGCAAUUUAUUUUUUGCUCGAAAGUUCGAAUCUAUUAUUGACCAAAGAAUCAUAGACAGGGUGGAAGAAUGGCUGUACUCCGAAAAUUUAAAUAAAACCAUAAACGCAAAAGGUUAUGAUGCUUACUGGCAAAGUUUGUAUCAUGCAGCAGAUUUGAGUCCUUUGACUGAUGAUGCACAAUUGACUGUUUCAAAUUCCUUAGCAAGGUUGAUUUUUCAUAAACUAAAUGUAAAUUACAAAGAUGUCCGUCUUUUGGAAACAACUGCCUAUUUUAAACAAAAUCAAUUUGUUGGAAUAUUGAUUCUUGCUGAAGUUACGUUACAACAACAAACUGUUCAACAAAAACGAAUAGAGUCUUUGGUCUAUCCAAGACAUAACUUUUCUACUAGUAGAGAAUGGUUAGGAAAGAUACAAAGUUUAUGUGUUAAUACCGAUUAUGAUCAAAAAGAAAAAACAUUUAGAAAUUUAAUAGGAAGUAUAGGACCAUAUUCAUAUCCAGUUUUAUCAUAUGAAUUUGAUAUUGGAAUUACAACGCCACAAAAUCUGUCAAUAUUAUGGGUGGACCCUUAUGGUCGAUUAGCGGAAGUUAAUUAUAUACAGCUUGAAGAAAUGACAUUAACAGGGUAUGUUAAACCGCAAUUCAAUGAACAUCUAGUUGUGGGUACUUGGCAUCUAUUCUUAGUUGCUGAUUCUUUAUUAGUGGCAAAAAUGAAUUUUUUGGUGACCCCUUUAGCAUAUUGGAAAAAUAAGAAAAUUGAUCCAGAGAAAGCUAAGGAAGUAAAUAAUGCAUCUGUUGACAGUUAUCAUAUUACUGAAGAAAUAAACAAAAAGUGGUCACAUUUAUUAAAUUCAGUAAAUUUUUACGAACGAACUACACAUAUGACAGAUAAUGAAAUUAAGAUUAAUUCUAACUUGGAUCAAUGGAUAGACAAAUUAGUACAGAAACAUUACGAAAUUGAUAAAAUAUGUAAUGUUAAUGAUACUGAAUUAAAGUUACAAAAGUGUAUUAAUACUUAUUGGAGCUCAUUGAGUCCAGAUACAAAGGCUGAUAUCAAUAACCUAUGUUAAAACUAUUAAUUUACUAAAUAUGUGCCAUUCUCGAUAUUUUUAAAAUUUAACUUAUUAAAUGUAAAGGUGUUAAUAAUCUUUUUAGAUAUUUUUAUAUCAAAUACAUGCUAUACAUAUUUAUAUGGUCUAUUUUAAAAGUAUUUUACAUCCUAAAACUAAAAAAUUUUAAGCUAAUAUAAGAUAAUUUUUUAUCUUCCUUUGCGUAUCAAAAUUUGAAUGUUAAAAGUUCAAUAAUUUGAUUAUUU